AUGCGUCUCCCAUUCCUCGCCUUUCUGGCGUCAGUGCCAAAUGCUCUUGCGCGGCCGUACGGGCUGUCCAACUUGACGGUCAGCAUCCCAAAUGGCAUCAUCCACGGCACUAUCGACAAUUCAAGCCCAGACGUCCACCAAUUCCUCGGCAUCCCCUACGCCAAACCUCCCGUAGGAGCAUUGCGCUGGACGGCACCUCAGCCAGCCGAGCCAUUCGGAGAAAUUGAUGCGAAAGAACUGCCACCGAGUUGCAUGCAGUACCUGACCAACAACCCGGGAUUAUAUAUCAACGAAGUCCUCGAGUUUAACUUGGGCUGUCGGAAUGGGUCCACGGGACCCAUCACCGAGGAUUGUUUGACCUUAAGCGUAUGGGCACCAAAAGCGACCAAGAAGUCCAAGCUUCCUGUUUUGCUCUUCAUCUAUGGUGGCAGUUUCACUACCGGGGGACAAAACGUGCCAUACCAGUUGCCUCCUCAGUGGGUUCAGAGGACCCAGAGUCAUAUCGUUGUCUCUUUCAACUAUAGAUUGAAUCUCUUCGGUUUCCCGAACGCAGCCGGCUUGGCCAGCGAAGAAACCCAGAAUUUCGGUCUGUUGGAUCAGCGGUUAGCCGUGGAAUGGGUCCGAGACAAUAUUGCCUCCUUCGGGGGAGACCCGGAGCGGAUUGGGCUCUGGGGCCAAAGUGCCGGCGCCAUCUCCGUGGGGUACUACAGUUUCUCCUAUCCCGAAGACCCCAUCGUCAAUACCAUGAUCAUGGACUCUGGAAAUGAGUUCCUCGAUAUUCAGACUUACGAUGCGGCACAUUCCAACUUCACCUUCCUUGCCUCGAACUUUGGUUGCGGCGACUUGCAGCCUGCAGAGGAGCUGGAAUGCAUGCGGAAGGUUGACGCGUUCGCGCUGGAGGAUUUCAUACACACGUAUGAUGAUGCUGCGACGGUGCCGGAGAUAAGGUUCACGCCUACUAUUGACGACAAGACAGUGUUUGCCAAUUUCACCGAGCGGACAUUGGCUGGCAGCAUUGCCAAAGUUCCUGCUAUUCUGGGCAGCAACGCCGAAGACGGCGUACCCUUUGUACAGUACAAACCAACUGGCAUCAACGAGACCUUGGCUUACCAGUCGACAUUGCUGUAUUUCUUCUGCCCUGGCUGGAAAGCUGCUACCAAUCGCCUCGCCGCGGGGGUUUCCGUUUACCGGUACCAGUACUCGGGCAACUUCACCAAUGUCUCACCCAAGGGCUGGAUGGGUGCCUGGCACUCCGCGGAAUUACCUUUGGUCUUCGGCACGCAUCCUUUAUAUCGUGGUAACUCGACGAGAUUGGAGUACGAGACAAGUCACGCGAUGCAGGAUGCGUACUUGGCUUUUGUUACGAACUCUGGGAAUGAAAUACACAUGACAACCCAGCAGUGGCCGGUUUACAAUCAAGUCGCCGCUGGCUUGGUCAGGGAAUUCGGCGCUAACGUCCCUGCGCAGACUGUUAGUGUUGCUGGAAUGGAGAACCAGUGCCCAGGCAUCUACCAACCUUGA
Pseudomassariella vexata is the source of this 1521-nucleotide messenger RNA. Its product is annotated as Alpha/Beta hydrolase protein. The record is from RefSeq and is a predicted model, not a curated record. Lineage: Eukaryota; Fungi; Ascomycota; Sordariomycetes; Amphisphaeriales; Pseudomassariaceae. The coding region runs from base 1 to 1521 and encodes 506 amino acids. The transcript has 3 exons.